AUAUAAAAAAAAUAAAAAGUCCCGUUACAAAGGCGAAACUCCGUAGGGCGCCAAUGAGCAAGGCAUCGUCUGCGGUCAUAACAAUGUUGUCUUACGCAAGGAGGCCGUUUUCAUGUCUCACUCAAAAUGUGUUUGUGCUGAGAAACACGGUUGGAACUCACAGAAGCCAUUGCCUUAAGAAUCAGUGGCUGCAGCGGCCCUUCUCUACCGGCAAGAGUGGCUCCAGUAAGACGUAUAUGUGGAAGAGAUAUGGGAAGCUGCUCGGUGUGGGUUUCGGUGUCGGUGCCUUUGCAGGGGCUUACUACGCCUACGAGUUUUAUAAGAAGAUCAGCACUCCAGUGGCCAACCCCUCAGAGGGUGGAGAGUAUAUCCUUAAAGAGUCGCCACCAGAGUACGCCCCGGCAAGAACAAUUCAUGUGCCAACAGACACCACUGGUUUGAAGAUCACACUGUUUCAGUACCAGACAUGCCCAUUUUGCUGCAAAGUCAGAGCAUACCUAGACUUUUAUGGCUUCAACUAUGAUGUCAUUGAGGUCAACUCUGUAACCCGCUCUCAGACUAAAUGGACAGACUACAGAAAAGUUCCAUUUCUCGUCAUAAAGUUUCCAGAUUCUGAAACCAUUCUGCAACUGAAGGACAGCACCAUGAUUAUAUCUGUCCUGCAGUCUUAUCUUCACAACAAGAAUGAGAAUAUACAGAGUUUAGUCAAGUGUUAUCCCACCAUCAACUAUACAGAUGAAGAAGGAGAAAAGCGCAUUGAGAUAAUGAACAAGUACUUCCUCAUGUAUGGACAGCAUCCAUCAGGACGCACAAAGGAGGAUAUUGUAGAGGAACGCAAAUGGAGGAAGUGGGUUGAUGAUGUCCUAGUCCAUGUACUGUCACCAAAUGUUUACAGAACUCCAUCUGAGGCCUUUCAAGCAUUCCAGUGGUUUUCCAAGGUUGGCAACUGGGAACAGCUUUUUGCUACUUGGGAAAGACUGUUGGUUGUAUACGUUGGAGCAGCUGCCAUGUAUAUCAUUGGCAAGAACUUGAAGAGAAGACAUCAACUGCAUGAUGAUGUACGAGAGUCAUUUUAUGAGGAAGUUAAUGUCUGGCUGAAGGCUCUCAAGAAGAAAGGCACAAGGUUUAUGGGGGGUGAUGUUCCAAACUUAUCAGAUCUCAGUGUUUAUGGUGUUCUGACAGCAGUAGAGGGCUGUGAUGCAUUUCAGGAUGUUAAGAAAAAUACAAAAAUAUCACAAUGGUUUGAAAGCAUGACAGAAGUUGUAAAACAGCAUGGGGGUGCUACACUUGUCAGUGAGAGAGGCAGUUCUGCAUGAUUUUGAGCAGGUCAUCUGUGGCUUAGGCGAUAGGAGAUAUAUUUGUUCAUGCAAUGUUUGCUUGCACAUAUUUCUCCUUUAAUGAUCAGGAAGAUUCUAGUGUGAAUAAUAUUUAAAUUGUACAUAUGAAUAGAACUUCUUGAAUUAUCAUAGGAUGCUAUGAUGAGUCUGUAAAUCUGUUUUACCUUAUUCAGGGCAUUAUUUGAAAGUGUGCAUCAAUGGUUUUUUACUAAUUACAAGAAUUCAUACACAUAUUUUGUACCUCAAAAUUGUCAUUGAUUGGUUGAAACUGAAAUUAGAUAUUCACUUAAGAUUUUGUUGUGGAUGCAGUCAACAAGUGUGUAUUUUUUAUCACUGAAUAUGUAAAUAAAAUUUUAGAUUGAACCAUAAA
Scylla paramamosain (green mud crab) is the source of this 1707-nucleotide messenger RNA. It is a transcript of the gene Su(P), whose product is annotated as prostaglandin E synthase 2-like. The transcript is spliced from 6 exons. Gene Ontology annotation, molecular function: prostaglandin-E synthase activity. The record is from RefSeq and is a predicted model, not a curated record. NCBI's taxonomy places the organism in Eukaryota, Metazoa, Arthropoda, Malacostraca, Decapoda, Portunidae. Gene Ontology annotation, cellular component: mitochondrion. The coding region runs from base 54 to 1316 and encodes 420 amino acids.